CACGUGAAACUUCUCGCACACAUUCCCGAUUCGGUUCUACGAGGAUCAAAUCCGAAUUCCAAUAUAUGUGGCCGAACCGCCGAAGUCGAAUAAGAUGACCCGCUAGGAGCUAGUCGAUAAGUUUGUGAGGCUGUCAACAUCUAGCACCUACCAUAGCACGAGACGGGAGAUGUUCCAAAUGCAUAGUAAAGGAUGUGCAAGUAAGGCGCCAGAUUUGAGAGCAGAUCCGGUCUCCCAUAGCACCAUUUGCUUUGCGCUAAAAAAAAUCGAGGCCUUUGAUUUGAGCCCCGAUUUAUUGCUGUGGCCCCGUCAAGAUGUCAAUAAAUCAAGGGCUACAGGACAAGGUGGAGGCGUGGAGCGGCUGAAGCCACACCAAUAAAUCAAAGGCUCUGAUUUAUUAUGAGUCAAUGCCCAAGUCCUACAGCCUACAGGACAACUGGACAAUAAUUAUUUUCCCUCUUUCUGUUCUUUACGCCCCUCUCUUUCUCUCCACCGACAAGAUGUCGACGAAUCCCUCCGGGAGUGGAGCACACAUAUUAGUAUUUCCUUUUCCUGCGCAGGGUCACAUGCUACCGCUUUUGGAUCUCACCCACCAGUUGGCCAUUCGUAGCUUAACCAUCACCAUACUCGUCACACCCAACAACCUCCCCUUUCUACAUCCUCUUCUCUCCAAACACCCAUCCAUCCAAACCCUCGUCUUCCCUUUCCCCCAUCACCCAUCUCUUCCCCCCGGCGUCGAGAACGUCAAGGACAUCGGAAACCGCGGCAAUACUCACAUCAUAAGCGCCCUUUCUGCACUUUCCGAUCCCAUCACCCAGUGGUUCAACACUCACCCUUCCCCACCCGUAGCCAUCCUCUCUGAUUUCUUCCUCGGUUGGACCCAGCACCUCGCUUGUCGCCUGGGUGUACCCCGGAUUGCCUUCUACUCCUCCGGCGCAUUUUUAGCCUCCAUUCUCGACGUUCUCUGCCCGAAGCUCGGAACUAUAUAUCCCUCCUCAUCUCCCAUCUCCUUCCCCAGCCUCCCACAUUCCCCUUCCUUUCCUUACAACCACCUUCCCUCUAUAAUCCGUCUCUACAGGGAAUCGGAUCCCCACUGGCAGAUCGUCAAGGAUGGCAUGAUCGCAAAUUCCUCGAGCUGGGGUUGCAUUUUGAACACGUUCGAUGCGCUGGAGGGCGUACAUCUAGAUCACCUGAAGAAGGCAAUGGGUCACCACCGUGUUUGGGGUGUGGGCCCUCUGGUUAUGAUGGAGGGUGCUGGUGCUGGACCUGACGAACGAGGUGGGCCCAGUUCGGUGUCACUUGCUGAUGUGCUGGAAUGGCUCGACCGUUGCCCGAACGAGUCCGUGCUUUACGUUUGUUUUGGUAGUCAGGUGCUGCUGCCGAAACGACAGCUGGAGGUUUUGGGAGCCGGGUUAGAACGAAGUGGGGUCAGAUUUAUUUGGACCGUUAAGAUGACGAUGCCGGGGCAGGAAGCAGACGAUCGCGAGGUUAUCCUUAAGGAGAUCGAAGAUCGGGUGGCGGAGAGAGGUUUGAUUAUAAGGGGAUGGGCCCCACAAGUCCCAAUACUGAACCAUCGAGCCAUGGGCGGGUUCCUGACUCACUGCGGGUGGAACUCGGUGAUGGAAGGGAUUACGGCAGGGGUGCUGUUGCUAACCUGGCCGAGAGAAGCUGACCAGUUCGUGAAUGCCAAGUUGAUGGUUGAGGACAUGGGUGCGGCAGUGAGGGUGGUCCAUGAGGUGGGCAUUGAUGCCGUCCCUGACCCGGAUCGACUCGCUAAAAUCAUAUCCGAUUCAUUGAGCGUGAACCGGCCCGAGAGAGUCCGAGCUAGGGAGCUGUGCUCCGAGGCUUUUGCUGCAGUCAAGGAAGGUGGGAGCUCUUCAAGAGCGUUGGAUGGGUUAAUGGAGGAAUUACGUCAACUUCAGCGGAGGACUACAGGCCUCAGCUAGUGCUUCUGGUAUUAAUAUCAGAGAGGUAGAAGGAAUAAAUUAGUUAGGAAUUAUUUUGGGUGGUGAACGACAUGGUGUAUGAGUGAUCGUUUUCUGUUUUUUGCUGUAUGACCAUAUAUAUGGUCUUUGUCUAUCUAGAAAGGGAACCAGAUUGAUCGUUAUUUCAGAAGUGGUAAGCAUUAUACCACACUGGUAUAGUGGUAUAUUCAAUAAAAAUUCUCAGGCCGGCCCAACCCAUGAGAAAUUUUAUUGAAUGAAAGAUAAAAAUUGUGUGAGUUUCAUUGUUCACUCAGGAGUCAGGCCGGAGGUAUUCUUC
Molecule: messenger RNA, 2262 nt
Organism: Nelumbo nucifera (sacred lotus)
Lineage: Eukaryota; Viridiplantae; Streptophyta; Magnoliopsida; Proteales; Nelumbonaceae
Source: RefSeq, a predicted model, not a curated record